Messenger RNA from Pipistrellus kuhlii (Kuhl's pipistrelle), 4698 nucleotides. RefSeq names its product zinc finger DHHC-type palmitoyltransferase 21 (gene ZDHHC21). NCBI's taxonomy places the organism in Eukaryota, Metazoa, Chordata, Mammalia, Chiroptera, Vespertilionidae. Gene Ontology annotation, biological process: protein targeting to membrane; peptidyl-L-cysteine S-palmitoylation. The record is from RefSeq and is a predicted model, not a curated record. Gene Ontology annotation, cellular component: endoplasmic reticulum; Golgi apparatus. The coding region runs from base 587 to 1384 and encodes 265 amino acids. The transcript has 9 exons. Gene Ontology annotation, molecular function: protein-cysteine S-palmitoyltransferase activity.
CCGGCUCCCGGAAGCGGAAAAGGAGCGCGGGCUGGGCGGCGGCGGCGCCAGAGGAGGAGGAGGAGCUGGAGGAGCCGCAGGCGCCCGCACGCACCGGCGGCGGCGGCGGCGAGAGGAGAGCAGCCCGCGCCGCGGAGUGUGUGCGGGCGCGGGGUCGCCGCCCCCCGCCUUCCUUCCCCGACCCCCGCGCCUGCUCCGGGCGCCGCCGCCGCCGCCCUCACCUGCGCGCUCUCGCCGCGCCCGCCGGCUCCCGCACCUGCGCCCGCGCCGCGGGGCCGGGGUCCUGGCGCCCCGCUCGCCCGGCCCGGCCCGGCCUUCCCUGGAGCAUCUUCAGCCGGAGCGGCGCCCGCCCGCCCGCUGCUCCUCCCAGGAGCUGGGAGGGUUCCUGUUCUAGUCCAGGGGAUCGGGGUAGAUUAUUAUGGAGAACUAUUAUUGAAGAGAGAUCCAUUUGUUGGCAUGUAAAAAAAAAGAAUGAAUCAAGAUAAAACCUCUAAAUGCAAGUACCAGAAAAAUUACAACACAUCACAGUGAAUUUGCAAGUGGAUUGUCUUUCCUGUGGGUUGGCAGGCAGUUGUAGGACUGCAAAAUGGGUCUCCGGAUUCACUUUGUUGUUGACCCACAUGGUUGGUGCUGCAUGGGUUUGAUUGUCUUUGUCUGGUUAUACAAUAUUGUUAUAAUUCCCAAAAUUGUCCUCUUUCCUCACUAUGAAGAAGGACAUAUUCCAGGCAUAUUAAUAAUAAUAUUCUAUGGCAUUGCCAUAUUUUGUCUGGUGGCCUUAGUAAGGGCCUCAGUAACAGAUCCAGGAAGACUCCCUGAGAACCCUAAGAUCCCACUUGGAGAAAGGGAGUUCUGGGAAUUAUGUAACAAGUGUAAUUUGAUGAGACCAAAGCGUUCCCACCACUGCAGCCGCUGCGGCCACUGUGUGAGGAGAAUGGAUCAUCACUGUCCAUGGAUUAACAAUUGUGUUGGUGAAGAUAAUCAUUGGCUUUUUCUGCAAUUGUGUUUCUACACUGAACUUCUUACUUGCUAUGCACUGAUGUUUUCUUUCUGCCACUAUUAUUACUUUCUUCCACUAAAAAAGCGUAACUUGGACCUCUUCAUUGUUAGACAUGAAUUGGCUAUAAUGAGACUAGCUGCCUUUAUGGGCAUUACUAUGUUAGUUGGAAUAACUGGACUCUUUUAUACUCAACUAAUUGGCAUCAUCACAGAUACAACAUCUAUUGAAAAGAUGUCAAACUGUUGCGAAGAAAUAUCGAGGCCCCGAAAGCCAUGGCAGCAGACCUUCUCAGAAGUUUUUGGCACUCGUUGGAAGAUCCUGUGGUUUAUUCCUUUCAGGCAGAGGCAACCACUGCGAGUUCCCUACCACUUUGCCAAUCACGUCUAAACAGAUGGAUGGUGGGCACAGAUGGGUCCUCCAUGCUGGAAAUGCGUUACAGGUUUUCUGAUAAUAGAACGAUGACAGUCUUCAAGUCAAUUAAAAUCCACCCACCAAUCUUAGGCAUCAUAAUGUGCCCCAGGCUUUAUUUUAAUAGUGAUCUUGAUCCUGUUGUGGGACUAACACAAGAUCUAUAGUUAAGUUUCAAAGCAUGUUUACUUUCAAAUUAGCUUUCCACGGGGAUUUCUUAAAGUGCUUUUGUUAUUAAACUCAAAAGGCAGUGAUUGGGAUGAAAUAAUUGUACAUAAUUUCUUUUAGCACUGACAAUAUUACAGAUUUUAAUUUAUGGGAAUUUUCAGAUGUUUAUUUGAAAUUUUCACUCUUGAGCAGUACUAAUCAAAUCUGAAUUUAAUUCUUCAGCUUUUACAAAAGGUUUUACACCUUAUAUGUGAAAUUUCUUUUCAGUACAGUUUAAAAUAUGUUCAUACUUUUAUAUAUACUACAAAUGUAGCAUAGGAUUGAACAACAGAAAAAAGGCAGUGUUUUCUUAGUAGCUUUCUAAUGUUUUCUCUUCACCAAAAAAACAAAAUAAAAAUACCACUAAAAUAAAGCACCAACUAUCUACCUUACAUUAAAGGAAAGAUUAAAUGUUUUUCCAUGUUAAUUUUUCCACUUCUUUUCCCUGUACUAUUGUAAGUAUUGAUUGUUGUUAAUAUAUUUGUUCCAAGGAGAAAACUGACUAAGUGGGCAUGUAUUCCUAUUUUAUCCUAAUAUUUUGGUGAGCAAAUGGAUAGAGAAUUUGCAAUAAAUUCCACAGACACCUUUUCUAGUGCAGUUAAACCAGAAUGAGUGUUUUUAAAAUACUAAUAUAACUAGAAAAUGUAUAAUGUACGGUAUAAAGAGGAAUAUUGUACUUUUGAAAAAUAUAUAUACUUUUUGCUCUUAUUUACCUACUAGUAGAUCUAAAAAUUACACAAGGAAGGUUUAUAUAUAAUAAAUAUAGGCCAGCUAUUCCUGAAACAAAAUUAUAGGAAAUUAUUAGUAAAAGUAAAUAACUUUUGUGUACCUACAAUCAGUCAGCCAAAUUGAAUUUAAAUUUUAAUGGGCCAACUAUAAUUUGGAUUGAGAGACUUUUUUUUUGUAGCUAAUGUUAGGAAAAAGCCUUAAAAUAAGAAAAUAUAUCGAUAAUGAUCUACAUUUGUCAUUAGCCUUACACAAAUUUAAAUUGCUAAAAAUGAUGGUCUCUUGGAAAGCAUAGAAUAUUUGUAUAAAAAGAACUUUAGCAUACUUAGAAAAUAAAUUCAGCUUUAGACUUUUUUCCAUUAGAAUACUGCAAAAUCCAUAUAUCUUUUUUUGAAAAUGUAUGUGCUCACAGUAUUUCUCUUGAAUCUUAGAGGAGAUUGAAUGGAUCUACUGUUCUUGGAACAUCUCAGUAGUUUCCUUUUACUUAGCUUUGAUGGUAGAGUGUCACACCUGAGAAAUCAUGAAACAGAAAGUUGCCAUAUCAGCCAGUUAACUAUACUGUGGUUAGUUCUUUCAGAAACUAUCUUUUAAAAGAAUAGCAUUAGCUGUUCUCAGAAAUAUAAGUGCCAUGUCUUACAUGUUCUGAUUACAAUGCUUUAUUAUUUAAAAGUAUAGAAGUGGCAGAUGAAAAUAUGUAUGAGUGCUGAUAAAAAGCAUAGUAAAUUUAAUAUGAGAAAUUUAUUUGUAGAGCUUAAUGAACCACAUUAUAUGCUCAUGUCAUGGAAAUGGGUUGGGUUUUAUGCAAGGUAACAUAUUGACCAAAUUUGGCCUGAUGGGCCAAACUGUUAUAAGGAAGUAAUGUAUAGACAAUGCAGAUAGAUAUCAAUUGAUUGCUCUACUAACUGGACCUUGAGAGAAUAGGGAAGUGUGAAGUGAGGAUCCCUUGAAGAGCGUUGUAUCCCUUAGCGUCAGUUAUACUUCAUGUAGUACUAGUUACCUUAAAGGUAUCUGGGAGGUUCAGAGCUAACUUCUGCCUCCGUAAUGAGAACCAGAGGUGGUCCCUUUCCCACUCGAAGAGGGUUUUGUUUUCCUUAGAUUUACCAUGUCUAGGGCACAUUCUCUUCCCUCUUGAUACCCUUGCCGAUCUGAUCCCUCUGUAUCUGAGUCCUUUCUGGUACUGGAAUAAAAACUAGCACACUAGGCAAGACAUAUAUUUAUUUUGUUUAAACGGUAGAAAUGCUACAUAUCAAUAUAUUUAUAUAAGAUUCUAUAUUAAGGUAUAUCUAUAUAUACAUGUGCUUUAAUUUUCAGUAUUCUCAAAUUAGCACGCCUAACUGUGGGUUUAGCCUUUGUUAGACAACUUGAGAAAAACCAGCGGGUAGUUUCCUAGGGAGUGCAUGAACUCUAGUGCUCUCUCUGCGCCCUCUUUUGGCUAAUUGGUGUAAUUAUUCUGGCUCUAGAGACUUACUGCCCCAUGAGUAAAUUGAAUAGCCAAAUUCUGAACCUAACAGAGGUACAAGCUUAGGGGAGUGUAUGUUCAAGGCUGUUAUAUUUUAUGAAAAUUAAUGUGUUCCUGUUUAUGAUGACACAUAUAGUUCAUACAAAAUGAUGACUAGUUUGCUUCAUUUGCUUAUGCUCUUAUAUACAUAUAUAUAUAUUUGCUGGUAUUUACAAGUUUAUAUCAGAUCAGGAUAAGCAAAUGUAAACAUUUCAUGAAUUUUAUUUUAAACCUUAUUUUGGCAAAUUAAGUCUUUAGAAUUAGACGUCAUUACUUGAAAAUUACCAAUUUAUUAGGAAACACAGAAAUACAGGAAUCUAUUGUUACAAUGGUAAGCAAGUAUCUAAUGUGCUUUACUGAGUACCUAAAAAAUACAUUUAGUCUUUUUAAUCUCAGUUUUGGAAUGAUUUUUUUCUGAUUCUUUUAUACUAAAAUAAUAAGAUUAAUAAUUCUUUUUAAACUUUCCUACUCAGAGUUAUAGCUCAAGCUUUAGUAGCGAAUUUAUUAUGUAUUCUGGAUAACCCUGAAAAUAACUAAUGAUGUUAACCAAUUAUGAGCUGCUGUUUGGUGAAGUAGUUCCUUAUAAACAUUUCAUUUGAAGCAAAAUGUAUUUUAAAGGAUAUUUUACUCAGCAAAGUCAUUAAUUGGGCUUCGGGAGAUAAGUUUUACAUAGAUAUAUAUUAUACCUCUUGAACAAUUACAUUUUUUGUUGUUCUUUUCCUUAAACAAAAAAUAUUUAUGGGCUGAAGAUUGUAAGCAAAAAUUGACUGAGUUCUCGUUCCCCAAACAGUUAAAGUGCUUUUGAUACUUUGUAACUAAGACUUACAGUUUAAAAAUACUAAAUUAAUUAAUGUUCCAUUAU